Molecule: messenger RNA, 139 nt
Organism: Acaulospora colombiana
Lineage: Eukaryota; Fungi; Glomeromycota; Glomeromycetes; Diversisporales; Acaulosporaceae
Source: the annotation of a GenBank genome assembly
GAGGCAGAGAUAUCAGGAAGCAAACCAAGUUGCCCAUCAGGCUUCACAAUAUUCCUCAGAAACAGAUAAUGAAGUUUCAGAUACUAGGUGACAUCAAAGGCAAACAACAAGAUGGGAAACAAGAGACCAAAGAUCAACU